Cornus florida is the source of this 1341-nucleotide messenger RNA. RefSeq lists its product as uncharacterized. The transcript is spliced from 4 exons. The record is from RefSeq and is a predicted model, not a curated record. NCBI's taxonomy places the organism in Eukaryota, Viridiplantae, Streptophyta, Magnoliopsida, Cornales, Cornaceae. The coding region runs from base 1 to 1341 and encodes 446 amino acids.
AUGAUCGGAUUGUGGAAUGUAAGAGGUCUCAAUAGGCUGGCUAUGCAGAAAGAAGUAAAGGCCUGGUUGAGUGGUUCCUCGAUUGUGUUAUGUGGUUUGGCAGAAACUAGGGUCAAUAGUAGUAAGUUCCAAAGGUUGAAAGAUAAAAUUAGGAAUAAUUGGAGUUGGGACAAUAAUUACACAACUGAUGCAGGUGGUCGAAUUUGGUGUGGCUGGGAUCCAAUAAGAUUGGAUGUUUCUGUGUUACUUAUUAGAGAUCAAAUGAUGUUGUUACAGGUAGAGGUUAAAGGGUCUAAUACCAAAUUUUUUGUGCCUUUUAUGUCUGCCAAGAAUACUGAUAGAGAGAGGAAAACCUUGUGGAGCGAUCUUGAGGAUAGUGCUCAGUUUAUUGAUGGGCCAUGGCUUUUAUUGGGGGAUUGGAAUGUAAUCAGAAUUAAUGAAGAGAAGAAAGGGGGGAGGUACUCUAAUAGGAGGAUCUAUGUAAAGUUGGAUAAGGGUUUAAUGAAUGAGGAAUGGGGGCAGGUUGCAGAUGGGCCGAAGCCAUUUAAAUUUAUCUCUGUGUGGAAUCAACAACCUGUGGUGAAAGACUUGAUUGCUGAGCUAUGGAAGACAAAGACCAGUGGAGAUCCAAUUAAAAGACUUCUGUACAAGUUAAAACUUACUAAACAAGCAGUAAGAGAUUGGAAUAAGGACAAGUUUGGUUCUGUUUAUGAAGAAGCUAUUUCUUGUAGGAAGAAUUUGGCUGCUAUUCAAUAUCAGUUGAGGGAUGAUCCCUUGAAUAAAAGGCUUAUUCAGAUUGAGAAAGAAGCAACGAACAAUAUCACUGUUAUUCAAGAGGAUGGGGUUUCCAUCACUGAUCCAAGUAUCAUUAAGAGCAAGUUUGUGGAUCAUUUUCAGAGAGCUUAUGCUAAUGAUCAACCUGCCUUUAAUGCUCCGAAAGAAAAAUUCAUAAGGAACAAAUUGUCUGUUGAAGAGAUUAUAAUGCUAGAAGAGGCUGUUACUAGAGAGGAAAUUAAGAGUACUGUGUUAUCAAUGGGACCAGAUAGAGCACCAAGCCCAGAUGGAUUCACUUCACGUUUCUUUCAGCAUUUUUGGAGCAUUAUUGGUGAAGAUUUUACUGAUGCUAUUUUGCAAUUUUUCUCUCAUCCAGAAUUGGGAAGAGGGUCUAAUAACACAUUCAUCACUUUAAUCCAAAAGAAGAAAGAUGCACUCAAGGUGGGAGAUUAUAGACCAAUAUCCUUGUGUAAUGUAUUUUAUAAAGUCAUUGCAAAGAUUUUGGUAAAUAGGCUUGCUAAGGUGUUGGGGAAGAUUGUGGAUAAAGAGCAAAAUGCUUUCAUUUAA